AAUUAGUAAGUAGUUGGCAUUCAACCAGAUGUCACCAUUGACACUAUUUGCCAGAUCUGACGCAUCUACAUUUCGAUCAGAAAAUUAUAAAAAUCGAGUAUUUCGGAAAGUAUCUCUAGAAGCAAGCUCUGUGCUUUCAUCGACAAAAGAGUCUCGGAAUCGGAUUGGCAAUCGAAAUCAUAUAUCCAGCAUGGGCUUUGAUCUACCGUACAUUGUGGGCCACGUGGACGAGGAGCUGAUCUGCCCCAUCUGCGCGGAUAUCCUCGAGGAUCCGGUGCAGUCCUGCGGCUGCGAGCAUGCCUACUGCCGGGCCUGCAUCGACAAGUGGAUGCAGCAGAAACAGAUAUGUCCGGUGGACCGGUCUGACCUGCUUCCCGGCCAUUUGGUGCCCGUUUCCCGGCUGAUGCGCAACAUGCUCUCCCGGCUUAAAAUCAAGUGCUCCUUCGCCGAAAACGGCUGCUCCCAGCUGCUGGCCCUCGAGGAGUACCGAUCCCAUGUGGCCGGCUGCGAGCACAAUCCUAAGGUCGUGGUCGAGUGCAACAAGGGGUGCGGCAUGAAGGUGCCUAAAGACGAGCUGGCCAGGCACAACUGCGUGUUUGAGCUGCGGGAGCUGGUCCAGAACCAAAUGGCCGAGAUCGCCGAGCUGAAGGAGACGCAGGCCACCCAGGAGCUCCGAAUCGUCAUCCAGCGACGCGAGCUGGAGCUGCUUCAGUACUACAUUGCGGCCCUGCGCUCUACCAAUCCGGUGAUGCGUAAUAUCGGCGAGCAGCUGGACCGCUACUCUCUGAUGCAGUGGGGUAAUGGACUGCCCCUAGCCAACGUCCGCACCUGGGGCAGUCUCAUCUCCACCCCGGACACGCCCAUGCACGUCAUGGUGCGGGACGUCCUGCGCACCUGCGGCUGUCCGAUGCACUUGCUCAAUCUGAUGGUGGACCGGUGCCACGAGGACCGUUGGCCCGACGGCCUGAUCACGCUGGACGCCCGGCGCGAGAACCACCACCGCCUGAAUCAGUAUGUCACCAGAAUACUGCCGCCGCUGGUCAGCGGGAAGCCUUGCGUGGUGGUUCUCGGGGGGGACAACACUCACAUGCCGGAGAACCUCCGACCCACCCUCGGACUGGUUAUGAUAUUUGUCGAUGGGGUCGAGGAGAUGCUGCAAGAGCCCCUGCCAGAUGGGGAGUACAUCUGAGCUGGGGUACUCGUAUCUACCAGGUCUAAAUUCAGUUUGGUAACACCGUACACUGGACACACUAGACACGAAACACGCCACAAAUUAGAACGGUCUGCGUUUUCCCGUCUCUUUGUCUUGGAAACCAGUCUCCCACACGUUGAUUUUAAUGUAAAAAAUUACACAACCUACAUGAGUUGACCGCAAUCCGGCAAAGAUCUCCGACUCGCCUCGGCUCGUCCAUUGCCGAGCCAUGUCGCGUUUAGCGAGUAAAUCACGCGGAACAAAAAGACAGGAAUUUAAUAAAGGGAGGACCUCUUAACUGGUUACCGUGAAUUAUACAAUUUGUAAAA
Molecule: messenger RNA, 1521 nt
Organism: Drosophila ananassae
Lineage: Eukaryota; Metazoa; Arthropoda; Insecta; Diptera; Drosophilidae
Product: E3 ubiquitin-protein ligase NRDP1
Exons: 2
Coding region: 29-1189 (386 amino acids)
Biological process (GO): protein ubiquitination
Molecular function (GO): ubiquitin protein ligase activity
Source: RefSeq, a predicted model, not a curated record